Molecule: messenger RNA, 1872 nt
Organism: Adineta ricciae
Lineage: Eukaryota; Metazoa; Rotifera; Eurotatoria; Adinetida; Adinetidae
Source: the annotation of a GenBank genome assembly
AUGGAUCGAACUCGUCAAACAACGGAACCCGCUUCGAAGCAAUCGUCAAUAAUUAGCAUCUCAUCGAAUAUACCUCUGAUGUCAACCAAAUCCGAUGAUACAGUUCAUGAAACAACAAAUGCUCAAGCGGUUUUAGAUUCAUUUCGAACAAACUCAAAUCGUGAAUCGAAACGCGGUCGAACGAUCUGUCAACCAAAAGGAACCAUAUCUUACACAGUUGGCAAUACUGAUACAUUGGAAAAGAUCGCUCUUCAUUUUAAUUUAACACCGUCCGAAUUACUUCAGCUCAAUAAAUUAAACACGCGAAUCGUCUUUCCCGGACAAGUACUCUUUGUUCCGGAUGUUUCAUCUUCACAAACGGGAGUGGAAGAGAAAUCUUCAAUACCGAGUCUUCCACUAAUUUCACCAUCUUCGAUAACGAAACCAAAGGAAGGUGAUGCAUUUAUUCUCCUAACCGAUCGUCGUUUAUCUAAUGAAUCGUCAACGUCAGGAACUCAGCAGGAUGUCGGUGCAAUGGUUUGGUCUAUGGCACGGCAAACAUCAGCCAAGCCUGGCCGUGCACAACGAUUGAAAAGUGAAGCGAGCACCGAAAGUGAUGCAUCAACAUCACCACGAACAAUCGAAGAUCGGUUGAAAACUCAUGUACAGGAUAACAGUCGGCAAGUGAACGAAAUCCAGAAGACGCUUUCUACUGAAGAAAACCAACAGCUUGAUGAAGAAUGUUUACAACGAUUUAUUAAGGUCAACGUUCGACUGAUGACCGAAGAUCGCAAAAAUGUCGCUGGCACUUUACUUGUCACACCUAAUGCAGUUAUGUUUGACCCCGAUGUUCUCGAUCCAUUAGUGAAAGAGAAUGGGAUUGAUAGAUAUGGCUUAAUUAUUCGAAUGGAUUUACUUGCUGGUAUUGCUCUCUAUGAAGACAUGGUUGUAUAUGAACACGAAGCUGCAUUACGUGAUGAAGAAAAGCGUAAAAUGUGUCAUUCAUCAAGCAUUAAAAACCUUCUCAAACACUCAGUGAAUAGCGACGAAGAACAAGUACACGAACUAAUGACAUCAUUAUUAGAUAAAAUCGAUAAAGAAUACAAUACGGAACCAGUUGAUACCAGUCGCAUGCUAUUCAACGCCUCCUCCAGUGCACACCGACACGCAUCGCCCGCACAGCAGCUUCUUGAGAAUGAUGAUUUUUGCUAUUCACUCGACGGACACAAACAUUCCAGCGGAAUUCUAAUUAAUGAAAACGAUGUGCCAUCACAUGGUUAUCAAUUAGAAAACUGUAUACCUGUUGAAGAGUUUAGCAAACGCUUCGGUGAAAUCGAUAAAUUAUUACAAAAACAACACGAUAUCUACGUUACACCACACCCAAUCGAAAUCCCAUAUUAUUUGUGCAUAAAAACGAGUACAUUUGCCAAUAGUCCAACUUCCAAUCGCGACAGACGACAUAAUACACAUAUGGAUGAUGUUUACGGAAAGAAAGAGCUGGAACAUGAAUAUUGGUUUUCUGUUCCGAAGGAAAAAAUUGAUCAUUUAUAUGCAUUUUUUCUGCGUUGGAGUCCUGAACGUACAUUAGAUCCACAUUACAAUGAUGAUUAUCCGGAUAAUAGUAAUAUUUCAGUAGAUCAAGGCAGAUUUUCAAACCAAUCGAAACAUGGCGAAAUCUCAUCAAACAAAGGGUUUGUACUCUUGGCCAAUGACGAUCCGGAAUUAAGUGAUGAUUAUUCGUCUCCUCAAAAUAACAAUAGUUCAAAAAGUGGAACACAGAGCAGCCCGCCUGAUCAAGGUGCAAAUGAAACGAAGAAGCAACAUUAUCUCAAACGACAAAACACAUUGCUCAAGGAAUGGGAGGUAAUGAAGAGAAAACAUUCAGUAUUUUAG